Molecule: messenger RNA, 795 nt
Organism: Mesorhabditis spiculigera
Lineage: Eukaryota; Metazoa; Nematoda; Chromadorea; Rhabditida; Rhabditidae
Source: the annotation of a GenBank genome assembly
AUGCGGAUACACCCCGAAAAGGACAACUUUAUAAUGGAGAUGCUGCUCGUGAACGAUGUAAAACGGUUGUAUCGCGUUCGAGUCUGUGACAACAAGCGCCAGAUGCCGAAAAAGUUGUCGGCCGACAAGGCGAAGAUGGCGAAUAAGCUCGGCUGCUCCCCAGACACGCUACUGCCCAUCAUCGAGCAGAUGCGGAACAAAAGUGACGAGCUCGUGGUGCACGCGCAAAGGGAGCGGAUCCACUUCAAGAACUAUCAACGCGAUGGAGCAGAAAAGCGCACAAAGCUCAUCUCCGAGGCCACGUGGAUGAGCGCCCAAUUCAACUCGAUGAAUAUUCGACGCGAGACCGAGAUUAAUUUCAGCGCCAAAGAAGGGCCGUCAUCUGCCAAAAAGAAGUCAUUGUCACCAAAGCAGCCGAUCAUUGAACGAGGUCUAUCCGCUACACCACCCCCUUCACGACGGCAAUCGCUGAAUGUUACGGCAAAUCGCGUCUCAGCGAUGCGAUUGAAUUCCAGCAAAAGCCCAGCAGCAGAGCAGAGUGCUUUUCCUUGUAUUAGCCCUGAUUGGGUGCCGGACAACAACGAUUUGGCGAUGGAGACGGAUUUUGGGGCUGUAAACCAGCCGCUCGACGACGACGCGGACCGCAUUCCCGCGAGCCCCGAGCGGCCACCGCCCAAUAAGCGAGAUAAAAAGUACCGCAACUUCAUGAUGUCGACGGCGCACGCUACGCAACACGCCUCCCAGCGACUCACACAGCAAGCGUGGGGCCACGAGACAAUGAGCAGGACAAAAUCC